This is a messenger RNA of Angiostrongylus costaricensis, 729 nucleotides long. NCBI's taxonomy places the organism in Eukaryota, Metazoa, Nematoda, Chromadorea, Rhabditida, Metastrongylidae. The record is from the annotation of a GenBank genome assembly.
AUGAACUCUAUCGAGCCACCAUUUUUUAAGACUCGUCUCGAACUUCAUCAAGAAGAUUGCAUACAACAUGGAAGCUUCUCCUUUUGCUCUCAUGUCGGGUUUUAUGGCGAUAACGUGCUAAAGCCUUCACUCAAGGUGCCGUGGUUCAAAGAAUGGACUGGAAAAAGCGAAGUGAGUAAUCCUACUGGAAAAACUUCUCUAGGCACGGCCGCCAUGUAUUCCUCUAUGAGAUGUACACAAGAUCGAGAGUAUCGGAACCAUCCUGCUCGACGUGUGGAAAUUGGCAUGGUCAUUACUUUUUUACCACAAGAUGUUACUACCGAAGUCAACCCAAGUGGAAUGGAUUAUAAAUCUUUUUUCAGGAGCCAUGCUAGGCGAAAACGUUGGUUUCAAAGUGAUCAUCGUAGAUCAAUUUGUUCUGACUGCAAGAACCAUCCAGCCAAGGGAGUUUGUGGUUUCAACGCACAGGUUAUCAUUAUGAACUGUUCUGGACAGGUUGCCGCUGGCUACACUCGUAUGGUUGAUUGCCACAGCACGAAUAACGUCAUUUGUCCAAGUUACCUAUGUGUUGAGUUAUUUACAGAUAAUUCUCUUCUUGGGUGCUUCGCUAUUCGUGAUAUUAGGCUAACAGCAGCUAUGGGAGUUAUGAAGUCUUUGGCUAAGCCGGAAGGAGCUUUAGGCGAGGCCACUAAAGCUGCAUGGACGGUUGGAGUUAGCAAGAAAAAAUAA